Brassica oleracea var. oleracea is the source of this 641-nucleotide messenger RNA. Its product is annotated as polycystic kidney disease protein 1-like 3. The transcript is spliced from 2 exons. NCBI's taxonomy places the organism in Eukaryota, Viridiplantae, Streptophyta, Magnoliopsida, Brassicales, Brassicaceae. The coding region runs from base 1 to 438 and encodes 145 amino acids. Gene Ontology annotation, molecular function: protein binding. The record is from RefSeq and is a predicted model, not a curated record.
AUGGCCACCAACUCAGUCGUUGCAUCGGCGGACCAAACUUGCACCUACACAAUCAAUGUCCAAACCGGAACAAGAGCCGACUCCGGCACAGAUGCGGUCAUAGGGAUUGUACUGGCCGAUCAAUCCGAAGAGUACAUCGAAAUUAAAGACCUAGUGAAUUGGGGUGGGAAAAUGCCAGAAGGUCACGACUACUUUGAAAACGGUAAUCUGGACAUUUUCAGUGGGACGGAGCGGUGUCUUCCGGGCCCAGUAUGUUUUAUGAGACUAAACUCUGACAACUCCGGCUACAAGCCGGGAUGGUAUGUUGUGUACGUGGAUGUAACGACGAGCAAGCCUGGAAGUGUGAGCAAGCAUCAACGCUUCACAGUGGAGCAGUGGCUUGCCGUCGAUGAGCCGCCGAAUCAGCUAUAUGCCGAGCGGAGCAACUGCCCUGUCUGAGAUCAAGAAGAGUCUCUAUUCAAUCGUUUAAAUCAAUAAAUCAAUGCGGGUGUCAUGAAGACUUGUUCUAUAUUGUCUUGUGAACGUUUAUUGGCUAUAUGUGCAUUAAAUAAAAUUAUUGUCUUGUGUGCUAUUGCCCAUAUGUAAAUUGAAUAAAGCCUGGGAUUGCAAAUUGGCAGUUAUGUAAAAUAUCCCAUUGUAUA